This is a messenger RNA of Fusarium subglutinans, 639 nucleotides long. RefSeq lists its product as uncharacterized. The record is from RefSeq and is a predicted model, not a curated record. Bases 1 to 639 code for a protein of 212 amino acids. The transcript is spliced from 2 exons. Lineage: Eukaryota; Fungi; Ascomycota; Sordariomycetes; Hypocreales; Nectriaceae.
AUGAAGGAGGCUGCCCAAGCUUUCUCGCGUAUUCUCACCAACCAUAGCAUCGAGCAUGCCUUCAUUGGCGGGUUUGCCUUGAAUGUACUAGGCAGCGACAGCGAGACUGUAGAUAUCGACGUUGAGGUCGCCAUGGACCACGUCAAGCCGAAUGAGGUCCGACCUCGUCUUCUCCAGCUUCUUCGUGCAGAUCAGCGGUUUAUCAUUUCGAACCUCAAGCUCUUUUUUGUUGACCAGUGGGACUUGCGAGUACCUAUCGAGACACUUGCUCGCGGUACCCUCGGCCUGCCUCGCCGAUUCUUGGUCCUUCGACCAGGAGAUAGAUCAAUUCCUAUCCUCCACCCUAGCGUUCUCAUUCUCACCAAGAUGAAGCGCUCAUGUCAGUACAUUGGCAGUACACGCCCUCAGUCUGUGGUCAAGUUCAGUUCUGACGUCCGCGAUAUCGCCUACCUACUCCAAUGGCUCCAAGACCAUGGAAUGAAAAUCGACUUCAUCAACUAUGACGCGGUCUCGCCCGAGAGACUUUACGAUUCUGUGCGAAAGAUGCGUGCUCAUUGGAGUUCUAAGGGCGAAAUUACCACCGUCCAGAUGCUGGAUGAUGUCCUCGAGGAGAGCGACAAGGCUACUAUCAUGAACUAA